Molecule: messenger RNA, 852 nt
Organism: Dichomitus squalens LYAD-421 SS1
Lineage: Eukaryota; Fungi; Basidiomycota; Agaricomycetes; Polyporales; Polyporaceae
Exons: 3
Coding region: 1-852 (283 amino acids)
Source: RefSeq, a predicted model, not a curated record
AUGCUCUAUCAUGACAUCCUUGGUGGCCGGGUCGAGCUUCGCAACCCUCGAGAACAUCUUUCCGCCCUCUUCGCUGGCUCUUUGACGACCGUCUCUGGCCUCGUGGUCUGCCUCGACGCUGACUACCUCUGGUGGAUCAAACUGCUUGGCUGGAUGGUAUCCUGCGACCUGUUUGCUGACGUGAAACACGCGGACUUGUGCAAGGAAAGUCGCUUUCCGAGCAAGGCCAGUCAGUCUGACCAUUCAUCAUCCCUCGACCAUACCACGAACCCGGCCCAGCCCAACCACCCCUCCGACUCCGUCCCUCUAUCGUCGCUAUUCCUUAACACGCUGCACGAUGAAUUCCCAGCGCUCUCUCUCGACUGCGUUCCAUACCGCCAUUUAGAAUCUUACAUCCGGCAUCUGCAGGCCGCCCUCGCACCCGGGGCCUUCCUUGUGCUCGGUCUCACCUCGCGCCCCGCGAACGCUUCCUUCUGGUCCCCAUCCACAAUCCUCACAGCAGUUCCGUUCUUUCCUCGUUGCUUCCUCAAUGACAGGGAUCAACAACACUCUGCCGCGCAGCGUACGACGACACCGCUCUUUACAUCCAUUCUCUCAGUCCUUCAGCUGCUCACCACCGGCCCGAAUAUGCUUACUGUGGAAGUGGCGCGAAACAUUUCCAGGGAAUACGCUCACUUCUUGCAUGGCAGUGUGGACCGCUUGGAAAAUGAUCCGUACACUAGGGCCGCUUUCGUUCGCCAAUGGGGGAUGCAAGCUUGGGUUGAGGAGCGGCUAUGCACGGCCUGGGAGGCGGGUUUGCUGGACGCGGGUUUGCUGGAGGGAUGGGCCAUUGUCGUGUGCAAGCCGGAAUGA